Molecule: messenger RNA, 1545 nt
Organism: Pogoniulus pusillus (Red-fronted tinkerbird)
Lineage: Eukaryota; Metazoa; Chordata; Aves; Piciformes; Lybiidae
Gene: HYKK
Product: hydroxylysine kinase
Exons: 6
Coding region: 355-1491 (378 amino acids)
Molecular function (GO): amino acid kinase activity
Source: RefSeq, a predicted model, not a curated record
CAUGAUAAGAAAGGCUGAAGUACAACUUCAGUUCUGUGCAUUGCGUCACACCCACGGUGUGCUCCCAACCAAACACCAGGCAAGCAGAAGAAGCACGGAGGUCUCUAAGUCUUAAGUGUUGGCACUGCUGUCUGAAAACUAAGGCAAAGCUAAUAAGUAUUUCAGGGGAGAAAACGAAUACCUCAGUUUCAAUUGGGAAUUUGAGAAGAGAUGUGCAUGUUGAGAGUUAGGUUUCUGGUUAAGUCUCUAUGACUGGGCAAGUGUUCCACCCUGGUGUGCAGUCCGAAGGCCAUCCUGAGAAAAAUGCCUCAGGUGCCAGCGGAAUGAUCUUCAGUCAAAACCGUGUGAAACGUGAUGUCUUCUGGAAUUAACUGUCAGUCCCAGGCCUUAACCAAACCUGCAUUUGGUGAAAAAGAAGUGACUGAACUGAUUGACAGGGUGUUUGGAUUAAAAGUGUCUUGGAUCAGGCCACUUCCCAGCUACGAUGAUCAGAACUUCCACGUGGGUGUCUCAGGAAACCAAAGUGUGUCUGAAGGUGCUGAUGAGUAUGUCCUCAAAAUCACCAAUUCAGAAGACAGCCAGGAGCCUGACCUCAUUGAAGUGCAGACCCAGGCCAUGAUGUUUCUCAAGGCUGAGGGCUUUCCUUCAGCUAGUCCUUAUCUUACAAAAGAUGGAAAAAUAAUGUCUCUGGAAUGCGGAGGUACUGGACCUGAGAAGAAAAAGUACAUGGUCCGACUGCUGACUUACCUGCCAGGUACACCUGUAGCAAAGAUUGCUACAAAUGCUCAGAUCUUCUAUGAGAUUGGUCAGAUGGCUGCUAGGUUGGAUAAAGCACUCUCAGAGAAAUUCUGUCAUCCAUCAGUAAAAAGCCUGCAUCGAGGUCAGUUCAUUUGGAACCUGGCAAAUGUUCCUCUUUUAGAUCAGUAUGCUUAUGCCUUGGGCCAGAACAAACACCGUGAAGUUGUGGAACAAGUUAUCGAGCAGUUUAAAGGGAGAGUAAUACCCAAGCUAAGCAGUUUUCGACCCUGUAUCAAUCAUGGAGACCUUAAUGACCACAACAUUCUAGUAGAUUCAAAUUCUGCUUCUCCGGAGAGUCUUCAGUACAGAGUGUCGGGCAUCCUGGAUUUUAGCGACAUGAGUUACGGCUACUAUGUAUUUGAAGUGGCAAUAGCGAUCAUGUACAUGAUGAUCGAGAGCUCAGACCCUCUGCGUGUGGGGGGGCACGUUCUGGCAGGGUUCGAAAGCGUCCUGCCGCUCACAGAAGAGGAGAGAGGUGCCCUCUUCUUCCUGGUGUGCGGGAGGUUUUCGCAGUCCCUGGUCCUUGCAGCCCACACAGCUCUGCUGUACCCAGAGAAUAAGGAAUACCUGUCGAUCACGGCCAGAACCGGGUGGAAACACCUCCUGAGAAUGUUUGAGGUGGGCCGAGGAGCGGUGGAGCGCGCGUGGUUCCAGACCGCCGGAAGAUACGCGAGUGGCGCGGCUGCCGAGUAGCCGCGGGCUGCCUGACCGCCGACGGGCAAUAAAGGCUGCGCUGGCUGCGCUGGA